Messenger RNA from Gamsiella multidivaricata, 525 nucleotides. RefSeq lists its product as uncharacterized. Lineage: Eukaryota; Fungi; Mortierellomycota; Mortierellomycetes; Mortierellales; Mortierellaceae. The coding region runs from base 1 to 525 and encodes 174 amino acids. The record is from RefSeq and is a predicted model, not a curated record. The transcript has 4 exons.
AUGACAUCCGCUUGCGAACUUGAACCCAUCUUGGCAAACACAUCGUUCGGAUUGAUCAUCUCAACGAUGACGAAGCGGUUUGACGACCGUGAUAGCAAGUUCACGAUACUGGAACGAACCGACAGCAACGACAGCUUGGUCACCGCGCUGGGCUUCGGUCAAGGCGUGCUUACCCCUGUACCUGGAGAGCAAAAGGCACAAUUCAAUGCCUUGGGGAGCAGUUUCCUUGGUAGCGAAGGUUCGUCAUGUGUUUUCCAGCCGACCAUCUUGAUGACCAAAGCUGACGAUCAACUUUUAAUCCAGCAAUCGCAUCAAAAACUCCUUUUCCUCUUCUCCCCUGCCUCUCGUGUUUCUACCUCGGUUCCUCUUGUCCUUACACUUGUUCUCUCCCUCGUUCUGUUGCUAUUACAGAGAGAAUCAAGAGACCCAAGAGCUGAACUAGAAGAUUAUGUUGAAGAACAUCACUCUUACGUAUACGAUCGCCAACAAGUCCCAUAUGGAAGCGAAGGAGUAUCUACAGGUUAA